AUUACAUAGUCAUUAGUUAGAAAUAUCAGUAAAAUGCCUCUCGAAAUUAAAGUGAAGACUAAUGGACAUGCAAAUAGGAUUUUACAAGACUUGAACAGAAGCAGAAAGGAAACUCGAGAUCAUUGUGAUUUUAUGAUCAUAGCUGGCUCUGAAGAAAUCCCAGUUCAUAAGAAUAUCAUAUCUGUAGGAUCUGAUUAUUUCAGAGCAAUGCUGGCUCAUAAUAAUGCUGAGACAGCGUCUGGUAAAGUGGAAAUGAAAGAAGUUGAUCCUUUAUCCCUGCAACAAUGCAUAGAAUACAUUUACACUGGUGAAUUAUCUACUACUGAUGAAAAUGCUGAGUCUUUGAUGUUUGUGGCUGAAUUACUGCAGUUGAAAGAUGUCUGUGAAGGAAUUGUUGAUUCACUUGAAGAAAAUCUUGAAUCAUCUGCAGAAUCAUUCUUUGUGACAAAAAGAAUCGCAAACCUGUACAAUUACAAAGAAUUGAUGCAAAAAUGCGAGAAGUUCAUGCUGGAUAAAUUUGAAGAAAUUGCGGUUCUUGAUGAGUUCAAGGCAAUAGAGGAAAAGGAAUUUGUUAGAUUGAUCAAGUCACAAGAGAACAAGGCAUCAGAGAGUGUCAAGCUAAAAGGUUUGAUAUCUUGGAUAAAAUACGAGCAAAGAAAUCGCAAAAAACUUCUGAAAAAAUUGGACAACUACGUUGAUUUGCAUAAAGUACCAGUGACUUAUAGAAGAUUCCUCGUUGAAAACGAGCCAAUGGUAAAGUCUUGUCCUGAAUGCUCUCACACUCUACUCAUAUCUGUGAUGGACAGCUUAAACGUUGGUGCUUCAGAUGUUCACUCUGCUGAGAAUAUAAAACAAGAAGGAAAAGAAGCAAUUGCAGUGUUUGAUUGUAAUUCAAAGAGCCUACAAUGCUUUGAUCCUCGGAAUAGUUCUUGGACAAAAAUGCAGAACAUGACUGGAUCAGAAACUGACUUUUCUGCUGUGGCUCUUGGUGACUACAUUUAUGUUCUCAUGAUUGAUCGAUCUGUUCAUCGACUGAAAUACUCAGAUCGUGAAGCUACUUGGGAGAGAAUGAAUGAUAUGAUGUAUGACCAUGGGUCUUGUCCUCCUAUUACUGUUUUGUCUGGAAACCUCUACGUUGUUGGUUCUUCCGGUGGUUACUCAAAAUCAGUUGAAAUGUUCGAGCCAUCAAGCAACAAAUGGGAAAAAGUAAAAGACAAAAAUCUCAACAGUACAAAUUCAACAGCACUGGGUGCUGGAGGUUUUAUAUACAGCAUUGGUGGUUAUGUAUCAGGUCGUUCGACCAACCAAGUAGAAAGAUUUGACCCAACAUCAUCAACUUGGUCAUUUGUUGCAUCCAUUAAUGAAGCAAAGGAAUUUGUCGCAGCUGUUGAAAAUGAAGGAAAAAUAUAUGUUCUAGGUGGAUAUGUGAACAAUCACUUGACAACUGUUGAACGAUAUGAUAUUUCAACGAACGUGUGGUCCACGAUAACUCCCAUGUUAACGAAGCGGAGCUGGUUUAGUGCUUUUGUGAUUGAUUCAAAUAUUUACGCAAUUGGAGGAAGGAACAGUUCACCAGAAAGCAUGGAGAAGUUUGAUUUCAAGAAGAAUCAAUGGGAGAUGAGUGUCAUGGAGAACAUGAAUCUGAAUAUACUCGAUGCAGUGAAAAUUAAUUUGAAGUGAUUUGAUUGUAUAUUACAGAGAAUAGUUAGUUAACAUUAAAGGACGUAUUAGUAUCUUAUGGUUGUGAUCUUAUUAUUAUGGAAUUUUAUGAUAGAUAUUCGACAUUUAAUAGGUGCUCGUGUUACCACUGAGUGAAUUUUGUACUUCUAUAAUGAUUUCUUGCAUUACUUACCGUAAUUAAUUUAUAUAGUUUUCUUAAAUGCAAUUAGUCAAUGACAUUGCCUAGAAACUUCAACUCACUGGACAUAGCUAUGUUUACUACUAAUGUGAAGAAAUAUUUUUAAAUGAUUUGUUUGUAUUAAAUACCCUAUAUUUGUUUGUAGCAUUUUUUUAUGUGAAUUCCGAUUAUGACAGUGUGUAGUCGGACAGAAUUGAUGCCCAUAUAAAAAACGAUUGUUGGUUGAUGGACAUUUUCACUCCUGCUCUCAGUGACAGGAAAACAGAGUUUAUAAAUCUUACAAGUCCAUGCUUCCGAAAACAAACAAUACAGUAAAAACUAAUCCCAUACCCGACUUGGAAUGGUAACCGGACGAGAGGCCGUGGUUCGCCAUAGGGAUAAGCCGUCUUAUCGCCUUUCCUCUCCCCCGGGAUAAAUAUGUAAAUCCUAUCCUAUCCUAUCAUUGGCCUCGACUCCUCAGCCCUGAUUUAGCUUGCUUAUCAUUUAAAGUUAAUCUUUAGCAAAUUGGAGUGGGAUUCUAUAUCCUUGUUAUACAAAAUUUGUCACCAAAUAUCAUAAAUCAUUGGAAGCGAAUGUUAUAUAUAGCCAGUGGCCAGUAAAAAUUAGGUUGAUUUAUUAUUCCUAUUCAGUUUUUAAUGCCAUUCGAUAUUAUCUGGGUAUGAUAUAUUGUCUUGUGCAUUCUUCAAGCGGUUUCUUCUUCAAUUGAAUUCACUUAUCAUUUCUUAAUUAAAAUCAGUGAAUGAAUUGCAAUUUAUAAAUUAGCAGAUGCCUUUUCCGCACAAUAUAAUAUAUUCAAUAUAGUUUUACUUUAAACAAACCUUUUUCAGUGCUAUCUGCAAAAUACUUAUACAAUAAAUUACAUUCAUCUUGUAUGUAUGUAUGUUGUGGUUAUUAAAGUUUAUUCCUGCUUCCAAUAUAUUCGAUGAUGAUUAUUUUUUUUUCAUCUUUGCUGUAUAUUUUAUCUCAUAUAUGCAAUCAAUACUUUACUACCAUGCAUCUAACGCUGAAUUCAAUUCUUCACUUUUUAUCAGUUUUUAAAAUCCACUGCAUGAUCCGCCGCUC
Messenger RNA from Styela clava, 2920 nucleotides. The record is from RefSeq and is a predicted model, not a curated record. NCBI's taxonomy places the organism in Eukaryota, Metazoa, Chordata, Ascidiacea, Stolidobranchia, Styelidae.